CACACUCCUGUUGCCUCCUCCACACUCUCCAUUAUUAUUACUUAAUUCAUAAUGGGGAGCACAAACGGCGUGGAGCUCAAAUAUCUGAUAAUAACGAUUACAAUAAUCGUGUUGGUUUCUACUCCUGCUUUUUGUUGGUCGUCUGAUGAUGACGGAUUGGUGAGGAUCGGGCUGAGGAAGGUGAAGUUGGAUGAGAACAACCGGCAGGCGGCCCGGCUGGACCGGUCGGAGGAAGGGGAGGAGCUAAGAAGCACGAUGAGGAAGUAUGCCGGCAUCCGAGGAGCUAGCGGAGGUGGUGGUGGUGGUGGUGACAUAGUGGGGUUGAAGAAUUUCAUGGAUGCUCAGUACUAUGGGGACAUUGGAGUCGGGACUCCACCACAGGAAUUCACUGUCGUUUUCGACACUGGUAGCUCCAAUCUCUGGGUUCCAUCUUCCAAAUGCCAUUUUUCUCUUGCAUGCAUGGUGCAUUCCAAAUACAAAUCAGACAAAUCAAGUACCUACAAGAAGAAUGGAAAGUCAGCUGAAAUUCAAUACGGGUCUGGAUCGAUCUCCGGGUUCUUCAGUGAGGACAGUGUCAAUGUUGGAGAGUUAGUCAUCAAGGGUCAGGAAUUCAUCGAGGCGACGAGCGAGCCAAGUCUCUCAUUCGUAAUGGCCAAGUUUGACGGCAUUUUGGGACUUGGGUUUAAGGAGAUUUCACAGGGUAAUUCGACCCCUGUAUGGUACAAAAUGGUCGAAGAAGGUCUAGUUAAGGAGCCAGUGUUCUCAUUCUGGCUUAACCGGAACAUAAAAGAACAGGAGGGUGGCGAGCUUGUGUUCGGAGGAGUUGAUCCGAAACACUUCAAGGGUCAACAUACAUAUGUCCCGGUGACAAAGAAAGGAUACUGGCAGUUCGACAUGGGAGAUGUUCUCAUCGGUGGUAAAGCCACUGGCUUUUGUCGCGGUGGAUGCUCAGCCAUAGCUGAUUCCGGGACUUCGCUCUUCACUGGCCCUACGGAAGUAAUCUCUAAGAUCAACCAAGCCAUAGGAGCCUCUGCAGUUUUACGGCAAGAGUGCAAGUCGUUGGUCGAACAAUAUGGCCCGGUCAUCAUGGAUCUUCUUCUCGCAGAGGUUCAACCGAAGAAGAUAUGCUCCCAGCUCGAGCUAUGCACGUUCGAUGGAACCCGGGGUGUGAGUGGGGAUAUUGAGAGUGUUACGGAUGAGCAAGACACCAGAUCGGCUGCGAUGUGCCCUGCGUGCGAAAUGGCUGUUGGGUGGAUGGCAAAGAAACUCAGGGAAAACAUGACUCAGGUUGAGAUUUUGGGUCAUGUCGAAGAGCUUUGUGAUCGACUGCCUAACCGUCUUGGAGAAUCAACCGUAGAUUGUGCCAACAUUCCUCGAAUGCCUACUGUUUCCUUCACAAUAGGUGGAAAAGUCUUUGAGUUGUCCCCAAAGGAGUACAUACUAAAGGUGGAGGAAGGUUCACAAGCACAAUGUAUCAGUGGUUUCACUCCUAUGGAUGUCCCUCCUCCUCUAGGACCUAUUUGGAUCUUGGGGGAUAUGUUCAUGGGACGAUACCACACAGUGUUCGACUACGGAAAACUCAGAGUGGGUUUUACUGAAGCAGCUUAGAUGAACCACUCAGCCUUGUUAUUGCUAUAAUGUACUUUUUCUGACUAUCUGUUAGCAACUGUGUGGUUAAAAGAAAGAUGGUGGUGUUGUCUGUUCUAGCGAGGCUAUGUAAAUGAAUCUAAUAUAUCAAGUAUCUGUUUAAACAAUA
Andrographis paniculata is the source of this 1756-nucleotide messenger RNA. RefSeq names its product aspartic proteinase oryzasin-1-like. The record is from RefSeq and is a predicted model, not a curated record. Gene Ontology annotation, biological process: lipid metabolic process; proteolysis. Gene Ontology annotation, molecular function: aspartic-type endopeptidase activity. Lineage: Eukaryota; Viridiplantae; Streptophyta; Magnoliopsida; Lamiales; Acanthaceae. Bases 52 to 1608 code for a protein of 518 amino acids. The transcript is spliced from 13 exons.